UAUAUAACUGUGCGAGUCCCUUGUUGUCCGUAGUUGAACAAAUACGGUACGCUUAUCAACUAGAAGGAGUCGGUUAUCAGUCAAUAUGGUGUCGAAAUCACUGAAAUUACGCUCUGCCCGAGGUGCUGACGAACCCCCGACAGAUUCCCGGCGUCAUGUCGUCUUGCUUGCAACAUUUUUCUUCCUAGUUCUCGAAGCAGGUGUACUAAAAUCUUAUGGAGUUCUUCUCUCACCCAUGGUUUUCCAGCUAGACAGUAAUUUUGCAACCAUUGGCGUCAUAUUUUCUUUGUCAUGGACCCUGGAAUACACAUGUGCGGUAGUUGUGAAGCCACUGGUAAAUCGUAUUGAUCCAAACAAGAUAUCUAUGGCUGGGGGACUCAUAGCUGGUGUUGCCCUGACAACGUCUUCUUUCACUCGUACUACCUGGGCUUUAGGAACCCUCUUCAUUUUCUUCGGUAUUGGUCAAAGCAUGGUAUUAGUUCCCGCAAUCAUCUGUCUACACCGUCACUACAAAGAAAGAUUCGCAUUCGCCUGCUCCUUUGCCUUUGUAGGUUCUCUUGUCGGGGUGCUCAUUUUACCUAUCGUAACUGAAGUUUUGAUUGAAUCUUACGGACCACACAACGCUCUCCUAAUCUUAGGUGGACUUUGCCUCAACAUGUUCCCGAUUGGACUUGUCCUCAAAUUGCCGAAGGAAAAGCAUAAGCAACCAUCUGUGUCGACUUGUAAACAUCUCUUAGAGUCUGUUGAUGCUGGUUCAACCAGGACAAAGGAAUUUCCUUCAGAGAAAAACGUUUCCCAAACUCACCAGGUAGAAUGCCAUAUUCUUCAAAAUCCAGGAUAUAACCUAGCUGAAUGUGAGUCACCUAACCCUGAUAAGAUGACUGGAGCAGAUUAUAUUAUGGGAAAAGAAACUAUCAUAGGAGGGGGAUAUAAUGAAAUGAAAAUGACAGAAAGCACUGAAUCUUUCAACGACUCUGGAAAGAGAUACAACGAUCCAAAUGUUGACUUCAAGGAUUCUCGCAAGGGUACUCGAAGGCGAAUCAUUGAAAGGAUUUCAAGUCUGAAGACAUACACAGAGGAGGCAAAGUUCUUCCUUGCAUUCGUUUUACCGUGUGACUUCAUCGGUGCUUUUGUACUCAUCAGCUGGACCAUAUUCAUCGUACCUUUCGCAAUCUCUCUCGGAAUCCCGGAAUCCCGGGCUGUCUUUGUUGGAACUAUGGGCGGAGUGGGAGGUCUGGUCGCCAGGGUCAUGGGUACUGUCGUCUUGCACUUUCAUCCAACCUGGGUGUCCGGUCAAUACGUCGUGCUCUGCUCUCUGACAUCGCUGAUGUUGUUUGUCCAACCCUUGAGGGCGUCUUACACCUACCUCCUUGCAUGUUCCUUCUUCAUGGGCUUCGGUCUCUACGGUAGUGUGUGCCUUGUGGAAGCCCUGGUGUCCAAUGUCGUCAGUCCCAAGGUGUUCCCCACAUCAGUUUCCAUCACGUAUCUUUUGAAAGGCGUCAGUGGAAUUCUGACUGCUUACACCUCUGGAUCACUCUAUGACGUGACUGGAUCCUAUCAGAUAGUCUUUUAUAUUCUCGGGAUCAUGGAAGCGGCUAAUGUGGGCAUCUAUCUCUUACUCCUAGCCAUCAAGAAGCGAUCGAGUAUGAGACAAAACAAAGACCCGGAAUAA
Strongylocentrotus purpuratus (purple sea urchin) is the source of this 1672-nucleotide messenger RNA. RefSeq lists its product as uncharacterized. NCBI's taxonomy places the organism in Eukaryota, Metazoa, Echinodermata, Echinoidea, Camarodonta, Strongylocentrotidae. The record is from RefSeq and is a predicted model, not a curated record. Gene Ontology annotation, biological process: transmembrane transport. The transcript has 4 exons. Gene Ontology annotation, molecular function: monocarboxylic acid transmembrane transporter activity. Bases 86 to 1672 code for a protein of 528 amino acids.